Molecule: messenger RNA, 1390 nt
Organism: Camelus dromedarius (Arabian camel)
Lineage: Eukaryota; Metazoa; Chordata; Mammalia; Artiodactyla; Camelidae
Gene: CFAP300
Product: cilia and flagella associated protein 300
Exons: 7
Coding region: 47-850 (267 amino acids)
Source: RefSeq, a predicted model, not a curated record
GCGUCGCUAUGGAGACGGCCUCCGCUUCAGCGCAGCGGGGACCACGAUGGCGGCCGGGGAGCCGGGGGAUCUGGGCGGCUACUACUUCAGAUACCUGCCUCAGAAAACCUUCCAGUCUCUGAGCACCCCGGAGACCACCAGCCGGCUCCGCCAGUGGUCCAUGCUGGGCAGGAUCAAGGCGCAGGCCUUCGGGUUUGACCAGACGUUUCAGGCCUAUCGGAAGGAUGAUUUCGUCAUGGCUUUCUUCAAAGACCCAAAUGUUAUUCCCAAUCUGAAGUUACUUUCAGAGUCUUCCGGACAGUGGAUUACAUUAGGAACUGAAGUGAAAAAAAUUGAAGCUAUAAACGUUCCUUGCACACAGCUUUCAAUGUCAUUUUUUGAUCGGUUAUAUGAUGAAGAUAUUGUACGAGACAAUGGACAUAUUGUUAAAUGUUUAGAUUCUUUUUGUGAUCCCUUCCUUAUUUCUGAUGAGUUACGAAAAGUUUUGCUAGCAGAAGACUCAGAAAAAUAUGAAGUAUUCAGCCAGCCAGAUAGAGAAGAGUUCUUGUUCUGUCUUUUCAAACAUCUUUGCCUCGGUGGAGCCCUUUGUCAAUACGAAGAUGUGCUUGAUCCAUAUCUGGAAACAACAAAGCUUAUCUAUAAGGAUCUAGUGAGUGUUCGGAAGGAUCCUCAAACCAAGAAAAUACAAAUUAUCUCUUCCGUCUUUAAAGUUACAGCAUAUGACUCUGCGGGUGUGUGCUACCCGUCAGCUAAGAGUCACGAGCAGACGUUCUCUUACUUCGUCGUGGACCGUGUCAAGCGUCAUGUUCACGUUUUCUACCACUGUUACGGUGUGGGGGAGAUGUCUUAGUGUUUUUUCAGAGUACUAUACUUACUAUGUUUUAUUUACCAGGGUUUUUAUUUUAAUACAGAUUUCUAGAUAAACAUUUACUCUGCAAGUUAAUUCAAGUAAAAUGUAAAGAACCUGCUUAGAGCAGAAGAAAACAGAUACCAAGAUGCCUCUCUGUAAAUUUGGGCUACUAACGUAGGAACCAAAUUUCAUCCCUGACAAAAUCUGUACCAAUACAGUUGUGGAAUUUUUACAGAAAGUUACAAGAAGUGAAAAUCUAGUUCAUCUUUGUUGCAUUUAGAGUCAAGUGAGUCCUCAAUUUUCCAGGUAUUUUAUGUUAGAAGCGAAUUAAUUCUAGGUUGAAACGGUGGCAGAAAACUAAACUUCUCUAACCACUGGUCAUCAAUAUGAGUUGUUAGUUUUUAAAAAUCGUGUUUCAUGUAAUUACAUUUCUUCAUUACAUAAAGAUUUACAUCUCUGGGGCUGUGGAAAGCAUGGCAGUUCCUCUGCUUCCUUUGCCUCACUUAAAACACUCAAUAAAAAAUAAUGUUCUGAACAUAA